Acipenser ruthenus (sterlet) is the source of this 2799-nucleotide messenger RNA. RefSeq names its product keratin, type I cytoskeletal 50 kDa-like. Gene Ontology annotation, molecular function: structural molecule activity. The record is from RefSeq and is a predicted model, not a curated record. The transcript has 7 exons. Bases 116 to 1402 code for a protein of 428 amino acids. Lineage: Eukaryota; Metazoa; Chordata; Actinopteri; Acipenseriformes; Acipenseridae.
UAAAAAGGCUGCAGAGAACCCUUAGACUCCACUUUCUAAAGCCUUCCAUCGAGACUCCUAAACUGAUCCUGCCUGCUUCAGUCAUUCACGAUUACAUCCUUUUCCAGCCACAGUUAUGUUAGCUCCAGCAGCAAUGGGCUCCCAGCGUGUUUCCAUCUCCAGCAUGCCCAGGCUGAGCUCUGUGUGGAUCCCAAGCAUCUAUGGCGGUGCCGGAGGCAGUGGAACCUGCAUCUCCAGGUCCUUAUCCUCUAUGUCCAUGGUCAGCACUGGCCUGGGCUCGGGGUUCGGCUCCAGCUCCGGGGGGAGCUUCCAGACGGCAGUCUUGGAUGGAGGCGUCCAUCUUGAUAGCAAGCAGACCAUGACAAUCCUCAACGACCGCCUGGCCGUCUACCUGGAGAAGGUGCACAGCCUGGAGCAGGUCAACAGAGACCUGGAAGUGAAGAUCCGGCUGUUCCUGGGGAAGCAGUCCCCAAUCCACCGGGACGUGAGCAGCUACGAAGCCACCAUCGCCGAUCUGCAAGCCAAGAUCCAGGCUGCUACUGUGGUGAACGCCAGUAUCUACCUCAGCACUGACAACGCCAAACUGGCUGCUGACGAUUUCAGAAUCAAGUAUGAGGCUGAGGUGGCAAUGAGGCAGUCUGUCGAGGCUGACACCGCUGGACUGAAGAGGGUCCUGGACAAGUUGACUUUGACCAGAUCCUCCCUGGAGAUGGAGGUUGAGGGUCUGAAGGAGGAGCUGAUCUACCUCAAGAAGAACCACGAGGAAGAGCUCAUCGGUCUACGUUCCCAUUUGAGUGGGCAAGUGAACGUUGAGGUGGACGCUGCCCCCCAUCAGGACCUGGCAAAGAUCAUAGCUGAAAUCAGAGAGCAGUACGAAGCCAUGGUCACCAAGAACCAGAAAGAUGUAGAGGCCUGGUACCAGACUAAGACCGAGACCCUGACCCAGGAGAUAACCACCAAUACAGCAAUUCUUCAGACCAGCAAGACUCAACUGUCAGAGCUGAGACGCUCAGUCCAAGGCUUGGAGAUUAAGCACCAGUCUCUGCUGAGCAUAAUACCGUGUCUGGAAGUGUCCCUGGCAGACACCAAGGCUCGCUACAGUGCUCAGCUGCUCAGUUUGCAGUCCAUGGUCAGCAGCCUGGAGGAGCAGCUAACGCAGAUGAGGUCAAACACGAAGCGCCAGUCCCAGGAAUACAAGAUGCUGCUGGACAUCAAGACCCGUCUGGAGAUUGAGAUUGCAGAGUAUAAGCGCCUGCUAGAUGGAGAGGAGGGCUGUAACACCAGCAGCACCCAGGCCUGCUUUGGGUCAACGACCACGAGGAAAGUGGUCACCACCACAGAGAAGACGGUCAAUGGGAAGGUUGUGAGCUCCUCAUCCCAGGAGUUGCAGGUGAAACUCUGAGAGACGCCCGAGAAAUAAAGACAAGAGCCAAUGAUACUCAAGAGACCUCCUUUAAAAAAAGAUUCAAAGAUCAAUAAAAUAAGUUUGGGCGUUGCAAAACUAUUUAGUGUGCGAUUUAUUUUUUUAUUUUUUUUAUUAACAUUAUCAAAAUCAUAUUUUAUCUCUCUGAAAAAAAAGAGAUCCAGUAACGUGGUGCUGAGGUCUGGCAAGUCAAAUUGCAUAAUUUAGAAUUGUAUACUGUCUGUCCUCGUAAAGCGCUGGACAGAUAGGCGCGGCGCGGCAUGGUCCCGGUUGUAUCGCUUUCAUUGCUUAAAUAUAGUGUUGGCCAGAUCAGCGCGGGACGAUACCGCUAGUCUCGCGGUGACAAUCAACGCUCCCGCUCAAAUCGAAUCCAGAGCUGUUUUUUUUCUGGCUGCAGCACGCUACUGUCCGUUGAUUAAUCAAUCAAUCACAUCCAAGUACUGACAACACGUGCUUGCCAGGAAAAAUCAUGAACCCAUGCCCCCAGAAGUGUUUGAUCCCACGCAUAUUUCAUACAAGGACAGGCAGGUCAGUAUUUUAUACAUCCUCCCUGAUAAGCAUCCUUCAGUGCAGCCAAUUUGUACUGUUAUCACAUUUUUAUUUUUUUAAUGGUUUUAUAUCUGUAGUUCACUACUAUUUUUAUUACAUAACUGGCUAUAAAAUGAUAUAGUUUAUAACACUUUAGUAGUAGUCUACUUGCUGUCACCAAAUGCAUUGUAUGUUAUCUCUCAUUUCAUACACCUGCAUAUAGAGGACAGGAAAAAAACUAAACAAACCAGUGUUUUUAUGUUGUAGAUAAUAAUAUGGGGCUUUACAGCUAUGGCCAAAAGUUUUGCAUCACACCGUGUAGAAUUAAGAAUGUUAAGUUAACAUGUUGAAUUUCAUAUGGCUUUGUAGCUCUCCCAAAAUUGAAAAAUGUGACAUUUUGAAAUCUAACAUGAAAUACUGUACUACUGUUGGUAGACUUUUGCGAUACCAUUUUGUAGUGUCUUUAAUUUCAUGAUGUUAAAUAAAAUAUAUAAAUUAUAUAUAUAUUUUUAAAAAAAAAUUAUGUCUGCAUCCUAGGUGAUGCAAAAUGUUUGACCAUAUAUGUCAAUUAUAUUUCAUAGCCUACGAUGUGGUACUGACAACUACUGUACCAUUCAAUUUGUCUACAAUAUUGUAAAGUCAGUCGUGUAGUGCAUACCGCGCAUGUAUACCGGGGGGCGGACUAGCGGUGUCGUACCGUGAAAAUGCCCGGCGGUGCCGCGCCACGCCUGUCUUAAGCCCGGGACAGACAGCAGCGGAAUGUAACUUAAUUCCUAAACAGCAAAGCCUUGCAAAUAAGCGAAAGGUAUGAAGAAUGGCUCUGGGCGUUUCCCCUCCCAGCUACAGAA